UAGCAAAUAAACCAGCAGCUGCUGGUCCAUGAACCAAGUGGCCACUAGGAACAGGGCACCGUAUACAUGGGGCAGGAUGCUUUCAUGGAGCCCUUCAGCAGUACCGUUGGGGUCUUUCAGUGCAAAAUAUACCUCCUUCUCUUAGGCGCUUGCUCAGGGCUGAAGGUGGUGGUGCCAUCAUACACUGUCCAUGGUAUCAGGGGUCAGGCCCUCUACCUCCCUGUGCACUAUGGAUUCCACACUCCGGCAUCAGACAUCCAGAUCAUAUGGCUGUUUGAGAGACACCACACGAUGCCCAAAUACUUACUGGGCUCUGUGAACAAGUCUGUGGUUCCCGACUUGGAAUACCAACACAAGUUCACCAUGAUGCCACCCAAUGCAUCUCUGCUCAUCAACCCACUGCAGUUCACUGAUGAAGGCAAUUACAUUGUGAAGGUCAACAUUCAAGGAAAUGGAACUCUCUCAGCUAGUCAGAAGAUACAAGUCACUGUUGAUGACCUUGUCACAAAACCCAUGGUACAGAUUCAGCCUUCCUCUGGGGCUGUGGAGUACGUAGGGAACAUGACACUGACAUGCCUGGUGGAAGAAGGUACCCGGCUGGCUUACCAGUGGCUAAAAAAUGGGAGACCUGUCCAUACGAGCUCCACCAACUCCUUUUCUCCCCAAAACAACAUUCUUCAUAUUGCUCCAGUGACCAAAGAAGACAUUGGGAAUUACAGUUGCCUGGUGAAGAAUCCUGUCAGUGAGAUGGAAAGUGACACCAUUAUGCCCACCAUAUAUUAUGGACCUUAUGGACUUCGAGUUAAUUCUGAUAAAGGACUAAAAGUAGGGGAAGUGUUUACUGUUGACAUUGGAGAAGCCAUCUUGUUUGAUUGUUCUGCUGAUUCUUACCCUCCUAACACCUACUCCUGGAUCCAAAGGACUGACAACACAACAUACGUCAUUAAGCAUGGGCCUCUCUUGGAAGUUGCAUCUGAGGAAGUAGCCCAGAAGACAACUGACUAUGUGUGCUGUGCUUACAACAACGUAACUGGAAGGCAAGAUGAAACUCAUUUCACAGUCAUCAUCACUUCUGUAGGACUAGAGAAGCUUGCACAAAAAGGGAAGUCAUUGUCCCCUUUAGCAAGUAUAACUGGAAUAUCACUCUUUUUGAUUAUAUCCAUGUGUCUUCUUCUCUUAUGGAAAAAAUAUCAACCCUACAAAGUUAUAAAACAGAAGCUAGAAGGCAGGCCAGAAACAGUAUACAGAAAAGCACGAACAUGUUCAGGCCAUGAAGAUGCUCUGGAUGACUUCGGAAUAUAUGAAUUUGUUGCUUUCCCAGAUGCUUCUGGUGUUCCCAGGAUGCCCAGUAGGUCUGUUCCAGCCUCUGAUGGUGUAUCAGGGCAAGAUUUGCACAAUACAAUUUAUGAAGUUAUUCAGCACAUCCCUGCCCAACAGCAAGACCAUCCAGAGUGAGCACUCAUAGGCAAGCAGUGCACUGGAGUGAAAUAAGGAAGGAAUGUUUUGAGGAAAAACAGUGGAAAUGUAUAUGCAUCUGGAAUCAGUGAAGAAAUGAAGCUCAAUACAUCUUGAUCCUUUUAAACACAGACUAGAGUCAUUUAUGGAACUUGGACUGCCGGUUUCCCUGCAUACACAGAAGGCACCGUGCACUGUGCUGCAGUGGAACGUGGCUGGGAAAGGUGAAGGUCCUCCGCGGAUAGUAUUUAUCGUGGACAGGAAGAAAAAGCUGGGACUUUCCAACUGGCCUUUUCGUGUCCAGCUUCUCUAAAAAGUACAAUUACUUCUAACCUAUACUUUCACUAUCAUCAUCACUGACAGUCACAUCUAACUUACAAAUGUGGAAGCUUUAUAGCUGUAAAAAAUUUAGCAGGCUUUGUUUUAUUAAAUUCUCAUAACUGUUAAGAUUGCUAUAUUUAUUUUUUUUAUUUCAUUCCCAAAUUUCCUUCUUGCUCUUUGUACCACAGAACAAUGAUGGUUGUCACAAAAGCAAGACUGUGCCUUUUCCUAGGUUGUCAAUCACCAAUGGUGUUUUUGAAAAGACAUAAAAGGUUGAAGGAAAUGACUCAUUUUUCAAUUUUGUUCAAGAAAAGAUGGAUUCAAAUAAAUUAUUCUGUUGGUUUUUUGGGUUUUUUUUGCUUUUUUAUGGCCUUGAUUCUUUGUCUUGUAGAGUAAAAUUUUUACAUAAAUCCAGAUUGUAGAAUUAGAUUUUUUUUCUUAUUUCUCAAUGUGCAAUUAAGUGUAAAUUACAGAGAACUACUAAAAUAACCAUCUUGCUCUCUCACAUCUAUCUUUUUUCAGGCUUGACAUUUUUACUCUAUUGAAUGGUUGAUUCUGGGAAAGUUUCCUUCCUUGUAUGUUGCUGCAUUUAAAAAAUUAGUCAGAAGCCAAUUGGCAGAAUUAGAUAUCAUCCCACAAACCCCAAAUGAAAUAACUGAUUCAGGUGACAAUCAUCAUUAGGCAAGAUUCCUAGAUGAAAUGUACCAGGUAAAACCACUAGAUAACCAACAAUCAGGUUGCAGGGACUGUGAGAAGAAGGUGGUCUGGGGCCUAGAGACAAGCAGGCAUAUGGUGGCAACAGCCAACUGUUCUGGGUGCAGUGAGGCCCAGGGGCUGGGUACAGAAUAGUCAUCUAAGUCUUGUAGGUCUUGAAGAUGAAAGAUAAAUAUCUUCAAUGUGUUUAGUUACAUUGGCUGCAAACACUCUGGUCUGGCAAGCUACCCUUUAGGAUUUUAUUUCACCCAAAUAAAGGUAGAAACAACCCAAAUAUCCAACUAUAGGGGAUUUUUAAAUAGUGUGAAUGAUACUAUAUCUAUACAAUGGUUCAUACUGCAAUUACUGAAAAAAAGAAGAUAUAUGUCUAUAUUUAAACUGAUUUUAAACUGUGCUUAUGCCCUAUUAUUUUUUAUAGAAGAAAUAAGUAAAAAGAAUAGCAUUUCUCUUUUAGAGUAUUUCAGGUGAACCACUAUAUUUACACUGUACCUCCCAUAUUUUCAUAGAAGCACAUGGUAAAAAGAAAAUUAAGACUAAGUUCCACAACCCCUUUCUAGUCUGCUUUAUCUACCACCCUUAUAUAAUUUCUGCUGAAGCCUAUCAGUCCUACCACAAAUAUUUUAUUCUCGUUAGUAAAAAAAUAUUUUAUCUGACUAGAAAAGGAAUUCAUGCGCACUAUAAAAAUAUGUAUACUUAGACAUGCAGAAGGCCAACCAUAAGACAAUUAAAAUGGCCAGUAGAGAGAUCUCAAAUGUUCUUGUGACCAAAAGAAAAUUGUAAUUAUGUGAAGUAAUGAAUGUGCUAACUUUAUUGUGGUAAAUAUUUUACAAUAUAUAAAUAUACCAAAUCAUUAUACCUUAAACUUACACAAUGUUAUAUGUCAAUUAUGUCUCAAUAAAGAUGAAACAAUAAUGUAAUAUCACUUGUAAUCUCACCUCUCAGAAAUAAUCUGUUAGCAUUUUCCUAGAUUAGUUAUGCACUGUCUCUUCAUAAUCAUUCCAGUUCCAGGAAGAAUUUAUGGUAACUCAUAUAAAUGCAUAAUAUAACAAGAUAAAAUACACUCAAAGAUAUUAAGUUAGCAAAGAAAACAGGAUGAAGGAACAUUGAGAGUUUAUAAAGGCAAAGUAAAAGCAGAAGUGAUGUUAAUAAAAUAGAUGGUGAAUUCCCCUUCACCUUUGAGUAUGGUUUAUACCACUGAGAUCUCACAGCGUAUACAGGUGCAUGUGUAAGCCGAAUGUGAUGUGUAAUUACCAGAGCCAGACAAAGGUUGCAAGUCUACUGAACGGGUAGGAGAGAGCUGGUGGGCUUCCCAGUCACCCGCUAACCCAGGUCCAGCCACCUCUCCCCUCCUUUCUCAAUCCUGAAUCCUCUCCCCCCAGACUUCCAGGGCAGACACUGACUACAAAGAGCCCCUGCUGUUUCUCCAUGUUCCCUUUCUAGACCCAACUCUGGAACACGUUAAACCGUGGACAAUCUCAAGCAGCAUUUUCUUGGGUAGGUAAAAAUAAAGUCACGAUUCACAAAUCAAAAUCCUAUAAAAAGCAUGCACCAAGCCCAGAUGGUGUAGCUCAGUGGUUGAGCAUCACCCUAUGAACCAGGAGGUCAUGGUUCAAUGCCCAGUCCGGGCACGUGUCCAGACUGCAAGCUCUAUCGAUCCCCAGUGUGUG
Messenger RNA from Myotis myotis, 4157 nucleotides. RefSeq names its product HEPACAM family member 2 (gene HEPACAM2). The record is from RefSeq and is a predicted model, not a curated record. The transcript is spliced from 10 exons. The coding region runs from base 67 to 1455 and encodes 462 amino acids. Lineage: Eukaryota; Metazoa; Chordata; Mammalia; Chiroptera; Vespertilionidae.